Messenger RNA from Conger conger (European conger), 4336 nucleotides. It is a transcript of the gene exoc1, whose product is annotated as exocyst complex component 1. Gene Ontology annotation, cellular component: exocyst; plasma membrane. Bases 159 to 2852 code for a protein of 897 amino acids. The transcript is spliced from 20 exons. NCBI's taxonomy places the organism in Eukaryota, Metazoa, Chordata, Actinopteri, Anguilliformes, Congridae. Gene Ontology annotation, molecular function: phosphatidylinositol-4,5-bisphosphate binding. The record is from RefSeq and is a predicted model, not a curated record. Gene Ontology annotation, biological process: exocytosis; Golgi to plasma membrane transport.
UCCUUUUUUUACCCCGGAAACAGGAAACUCCUGGCUGGAACAGGCACAAUAAUGGAGGUUUAGCUGUGCGCUAUUCUUACAUGGAACUAACUAAGGAUUUUACGUAUCGCAUUUAAACAUUGAAAUACUGUUCGUAGAGCCACUCCUAAGCGGCAGAGAUGACGGCCAUUAAACACGCACUGCAGAGAGACAUCUUCACUCCCAACGAUGAACGGUUGCUCAGCAUCGUCAAUGUAUGCAAGGCUGGGAAGAAGAAGAAGAACUGCUUCCUGUGUGCUACAGUUACCACAGAGAGGCCGGUUCAGGUGAGGGUGGUGAAGGUGAAGAAGUCUGAUAAAGGGGAUUUCUACAAGCGGCAGCUGGCCUGGGAGCUCCGGGACCUGACUGAGGUCGACGCCAAGGACGCCAACAAGGAGAACCCAGAGUUCGACCUGCACUUUGAGAAGGUUUACCGCUGGGUGGCCAGCAGCACUGCAGAGAAGAACUCCUUCAUCUCCUGCAUCUGGAAGCUGAACCAGAGAUACCUGAGGAAGAAGCUGGAGUUUGUUAAUGUGAGCCCCCAGCUGCUGGAGGAGCUCCCUAAAGCUGAAGAGUCGGUCCCCAGUGGGGAGAGUCAGAGUGUGUCGGGGGGAGAUGAGGACGCUCUGGAUGAGUACCAGGAGCUGAGUGCGCGGGAGGAGCAGGACAUCGAGGGCAUGAUGGAGGUGUGCGAGUACGCCAUCUCCAACGCCGAGGCCUUCGCCGAGAAACUCUCCAGAGAGCUGCAGGUUCUGGACGGGGCGAAUAUCCAGUCCAUCAUGGCGUCGGAGAAGCAGGUGAACACCCUGAUGCAGCUGCUGGACGAGGCGCUGUCGGAGGUGGACACCAUCGAGGGGAAGCUCAGCAGCUACGAGGAGAUGCUGCAGAGUGUGAAGGAGCAGAUGGACCACAUUUCCCAGAGUAACCACCUGCUCCAGCUCAGCAGCACCAACAACCUGCGUCUGCUCGAUGACAUCACCUUCCUAGUGAACUACAUGGACCUGUCGAAGGGGCACAUCAGGGCACUGCAGGAGGGAGACCUGUCUUCACCCAAGGGCAUCGAGGCCUGCAUAAACGCUUCGGAAGCCCUGCUGCAGUGCAUGAACGUCGCACUCAGACCAGGUCAUGAGAAGCUCCAGGCGGUGAAGCAGCAGCAGCAGCUGUUCUGUGACCUCAGAGACAGUUUCUCCCGCCGUCUCACCAACCACCUCAAUAAUGUGUUCGUUCACCAGGGCCAUGACCAGAGCUCCACCCUGACGCAGCACUCUGAGCUGACUCUGCCCAAACACAGUGCACUGCACAGGGACCUCCUGCGCUAUGCGAAGCUCAUGGAGUGGCUGAAGAACACACAGCGCGAGAAAUAUGAGGGGCUGACUGGGACCUAUGUUGACUAUAUGACCAGACUGUAUGAGCGGGAAAUUAAAGAUUUCUUUGAGGUGGCAAAAAUGAAAAUGGCGGGUACAAGCAAGGAGGGGAAAAAGUUUGCCACACUGCCACGGAAAGAGAGUGCUCUCAAACAGGACACCGAGAGCCUGCAUGGCAGCUCAGGGAAGCUCACGGGCUCCACCUCCAGCCUGAAUAAAUUGGCGGUUUCGGGCUCCAGCAGCCGGCGCUCACAGUCCUCCUCGCUGCUGGACAUGGGCAACAUGUCCGCCUCCGACCUGGACGUGGCUGACAGGACCAAGUUUGACAAGAUAUUUGAGCAGGUCCUCAGUGAAUUGGAGCCCUUGUGUUUGGCAGAGCAGGACUUCAUCAGCAAGUUUUUCAAGCUGCAGCAGAACCCAAAUCUCAGUGGAUCACAGGGGAAUGGAAGUGAUGCUGAUGGAACAACCAGACCACCCCAUCAUGGAGAGCAUCGGCAUUCCAUGUCUGAGAAAGACACGGUAAGGUUGAUGAUGAACAGUAUCUUCCACUGCAUUGAGGUGGAGUUGAACACGCUGAUAGCGUUGGGCGAUAAGAUGGACAGUUUCCACUCGCUGUACAUGCUGGUGAAGAUGAGCCACCACGUGUGGACUGCGGAGAACGUGGAUCCCGCCUCCUUCCUCAGCACCACCCUGGGCAACGUGCUCGUCACCGUCAAGAGGAACUUCGACAAGUGCAUUUCCAGUCAGAUCCGGCAGAUGGAGGAGGUGAAGAUCUCCAAGAAGAGCAAGGUGGGCAUCCUGCCGUUCGUCACCGGGUUUGAGGAGUUUGCCGAACUUGCCGAGACCAUCUUCCGCAACGCUGAGCGCCGCGGGGACCUGGACAAGGCCUACGUCAAGCUCAUCCGAGCGGUCUACAUGAACGUGGAGAAGGUGGGCAGUGAGAGCCUGAAGACUCCGCGGGACGUGGUGCUGAUGGAGAACUUCCACCACAUCUUCUCCACCCUGUCCCGCCUCAAGAUCUCCUGCCUGGAGACGGAGCGCCGCGAGGCCAAGCACAAGUACACCGACCACCUGCAGGCCUACGUCAUCACCUCGCUGGGCCAGCCGCUCGAGAAACUCAACCACUUCUUUGAGGGUGUGGAGGCUCGUGUGGCUCAGGGCGUGCGGGAGGAGGAGGUGAGCUACCAGCUGGCCUUUAACAAGCAGGAGUUGCGCAAGGUGAUCAAGGAGUACCCUGGGAAGGAGGUGAAGAAGGGCCUGGACAACCUGUACAAGAAGGUGGACAAGCACCUGUGUGAAGAGGAGAACCUGCUGCAGGUGGUGUGGCACUCCAUGCAGGAUGAGUUCAUCCGUCAGUACAAGCACUUUGUGGGUCUGAUCGGGCGAUGCUACCCAGGAUCAGGAAUCACCAUGGACUUCACCAUCCAGGACAUACUGGAGUACUUCUCCAGCAUUGCACAGUCUCACUAAACACACACACACACACACACACACACACACACAACAUCGCAGUCUCACUAAACACACACACACACACACACACACACACAACAUCGCAGUCUCACUAAACACACAUCCACACACACACACACACACACACACACACACACACACACAACAUCGCAGUCUCACUAAACACACACACACACACACACACACACACAACAUCGCAGUCUCACUAAACACACACCCACACACACACACACACACAACAUCGCAGUCUCACUGAACACACACACACACACACACACACACAACAUCGCAGUCUCACUGAACACACACCCACACACAACAUCGCAGUCUCACUGAACACACACACACACACACACACACACAACAUCGCAGUCUCACUGAACACACACCCACACACAACAUCACAGUCUCACUGAACACACACACACACACACACAACAUCGCAGUCUCACUGACCAUACACACACACACACACACACACACACACACAACAUCACAGUCUCACUGAACACACACACACACAACUUUGCAGUCUCACUGAACACACACACACACACACACACACAACAUCGCAGUCUCACUGAACACACACACACACACACACACACAACAUUGCAGUCUCACUGACCAUACACACACACACACACACACACACACAACAUCACAGUCUCACUGAACACACACAACAUUGCAGUCUCACUGAACAUACACACACACACACACACACACACACACACAACAUCGCAGUCUCACUGAACACACACACACACACACACACACACACACACAACAUCGCAGUCUCACUGAACACACACACACACACAACAUCGCAGUCUCACUGAACACACACACACACACACACACACACAACAUCGCAGUCUCACUGAACACACACACACACACACACACACACACAACAUCGCAGUCUCACUGACCAUACACACACACACAGCAUCAUAGAUUUCCUGCCAUACUCUAAAAACAUCUCUUUGCUGCCUGAUGCUUACUUGCUGAAUGUCAUCUGGUCCUGAAGUACAGCACUACUCUGCUGCUGCCUACUGGCUGGCAGAAGAAUGCCUCUGUAAUGUGGGUUUGCUCUGUUUCUCCUGUGUGAUGCAGACAUUCAGCCUCUCCGAGGAGCUGUGGGUGACCAAGAGCUUGUGAAAACAGAUACUAACACAGCAGACACUCUCCUAGCAUUGGCCAUUCUGAAAUACUUGUUUAAACUACAGCAUUAAUGUAUUCUUGCAUAAACACUCUACUACAGUUCCAAGUCCUUCUUGGAAGGAGAUUCUCAAACCCAUAAAAACACUAUGGGGGCCGUCCCCUGGCCUUACCGUGGGGAAGAGUGAAAGGUUGUAAAUAAAAAUGAAAGCGCAGUACAGUCCCAGAGCAGAACCCGGCCAGGUACUCACUGUGGGAGGUGGCUGCUUCACGCAGCUGAGAAUGACGUGCAAUAAACCUGUCCUGUUUCGCUUUGA